AACAGAUUCCCGGUGAUAGAGGGUAAGGUCUCCCCUUCUGAAUCGAUGUUCGUGUAGCUAAGUCUUCUAGGGGAUAUAUAUCUGGAGUGGGAAAAUUCCAGGAUGGCUUUAUUGAGCUCGAUCCCGAAGACGAUGAUAACCGCCCCAUACCUAGCCAGAUCAAUUACGAUUGCUAUAAAACGAAUUUAACGGCGAGACCAUUAGGUGCCAUCCCCUUCCAUUGGCCAUGCUAUGAAAUAUUAGCCAGUGCCCUAUAUCCUAACACGAACAACCCAAUUCAUCAUGUGGACUUAGAUCGGCUUUUCUUGACAAUGUUUUUGCUCACAGAGAAUGGCGUUUCGCUAGCCAUCGAGUCUGGUGCUGAGGAACGACAAAAAGAACAUUAGGAAUGCCGUACAGGCGAAGAGUUUUUCAUUGCAAACCCAGCUCCUUCAGCCGAAUUGACAUUUCGUGUCGGAAAGAUCAUGGCAGGCGUGCGAUUCCCUAAGUCACCUCCAGAUUUUGAUCUUGGAAGCCGAGUGAUAAAUGACCCAUUCAAAAAACUACCAUCCGGUAUCAUCUACUUGAUCUGUCAGCAGCUCCCCGCCACAGAUAUUCCUCUAUUUGCCCAGGCGUCUUAGUGGGUUAAUGCUGUCCUUCGCAAAGGUAACUUCUGGAGGUAUCUUAUCAAAUACGGCAUGCCUUGGUUCAUCGAAAUAGAGGAACUUAUUAAACUAGGCACCUUGCGCCGCGAGAGUUUAUUCAGAGGAAUUUUUUUCUGGGCGUUGGAUGCAAUCCAAGACUACACAGGGCUAACAGGUCCUCUCGUACACGUUGCAAAUCGGCGGCGAAUAUGGGAAGCCUGCGAGGACAUAGCAUUGACCUACUAUAAUAACGACGUCAAACGCGCUAUAAGAACAGGCUGAAUGAUCGAAUAGAAGAGAAUAUCAAAUUUAAGUUAAUAUUAGAAUGCUUCAUUUUGCUCUGGUUCUAUAAAAAGGUAACCUAAGGGGUUCAUUAAUGGAAUAAUACAGAGAUACGUUAAUCAAUUAUGUACAUGUAAUUAACCACGUUAGCACGUGAUCUGAGAGAAUGACUUCAUAGGUAACCCCGGC
Molecule: messenger RNA, 1094 nt
Organism: Daldinia decipiens
Lineage: Eukaryota; Fungi; Ascomycota; Sordariomycetes; Xylariales; Hypoxylaceae
Exons: 1
Coding region: 678-905 (75 amino acids)
Source: RefSeq, a predicted model, not a curated record